Messenger RNA from Nerophis lumbriciformis (worm pipefish), 2409 nucleotides. The record is from RefSeq and is a predicted model, not a curated record. Lineage: Eukaryota; Metazoa; Chordata; Actinopteri; Syngnathiformes; Syngnathidae.
AUGACUCCUGGGGGAACGAGCCGACAUCACGGGCUGUGCCUAUGGACGCUCGCCAUCUUUCUGCUAGUUUUGACUGCUCGUUUGGGAGAAACGACCUCAGGAUACGACCCAUAUAAAGUCCUCGGAGUCAGCAGGAGUGCCAGCCAGGCAGAAGUUAAAAAGGCAUAUAAGAUCCUUGCCAAAGAAUGGCAUCCGGAUAAGAAUAAAGACCCCGAGGCUGAAAAUAUGUUCAUCAAGGUUUCAAAGUCAUACGAGAUUUUGUCUAACGAAGAGCGAAGGGCCAACUUUGACCGCUAUGGGCAGGUGGAUGAAAACCAGCCCUUUGGCCGGUCGCACCAUCAACAAUUCCGCAGUUUCCACAAUUUCUACUUUGACGAGACUUCCUUCCAUUUCACCAGGUCAAGGGACUUUGCAGACAGCAAGUACUUGCUUCACCACGCCCAGUUUAACAGCGACAUCCUUCCAGAUAGCCACAAGAGGCCUUACCUCAUAAAGGUCACCUCCGAGUGGUGCUUUGCGUGUAUCCGUGUAGAGCCUGUGUGGAAGGAGAUUGUGCAGGAACUCGAGCCGCUUGGUGUCGGUAUUGGCAUCGUGGACCUCGGUUAUGAGCUUCGUCUGGCCAACCAGUUAGGAGCGCACAGCGCUCCCUCCAUUAUCGGACUGUUGAACGGCAGAGUCACCUUCUUCCGUCAGGCCAUCGUUCGACAGCACCUGCGACAGUUCGUUGAUGACCUUCUUCCACCAAAUCUGGUGGAAAAGAUCACUGAUGACAACUCCCAGCAUUUUCUGGACAACUGGCAUGUUGAAAAUAAGCCCAGUGUUCUUUUGUUUGACCAAGACUCCAACGUCCCCAUGGUCUACAGAUUAACAGCAUUUGCCUUCCGAGACUACGUUCAUUUUGGCUACGUGGACCAGGGGGACACGCACAAUAUUCAGCUUCUGAGCCAGUUCAACAUCAAUUCGUACGCCCCCACCAUGCUGCUAUUUAAAGAGGACACCAGCAAGCCGGUGGACAUCAUACAGGCUAGGGGAAUGAAGCGGCAGGUGAUGGACGAGUUUGUCUCCAAUAACAAGUUCCUACAGGUUCCCCGGCUUGUCAACCAGCAGCUCUUUGAUGAGCUGUGUCCUAUCAAGCAGUUUCACAGGCGGCGAAAGUAUUGCGUACUGCUGAUUACCAGCGAGGACCAAGCAUUCCUUCCUCCAAAUAAGGCCUUCCUGGACUUUGCCACAUUUAACAGGAAAGACGUGCUACGCUUUGCGUACGUCUACCAGCGUCAGCAGCAGCCUCUCUGCCAGGCUCUGCUUCCCAACCAGGCUGUAGUGUCGCCACAGGUGGUUAUUCUGGAGAGGCGUAGCCCUGCUGGCAAGGUGCUGUACCGCUCUGUGAUUGGUGGGUGGAACGGCAGCGAAGAAGAUAAAUCCCGUCUCCUCGAGCAUCUGGAGCUGGUUCAGAAGGACCCCACCUAUCUGACCUCGGAUGCCACUUUGCCAGAACUCAACAAUGAGAUGGCCCCUAUUUUUCUGAUUCAAUGGAUGAACGCCGCUCGUGAUUACAUCCAUCAAAUUUAUGAUGACCUUCUCUACUCAAACUGGCGAGAGAUGAUGCCCAUCCUCUCAUUGAUCUUCUCGGCGCUAUUCAUUCUUUUCGGGACGGUCAUCAUCCAGGCCUUCAGUGAACCAGGUGAGACCAAACCACGGAAACCGGCAACAAAGGAGCAACCUCAAUCAGACGACGAUACAUCAAAUCGGUCCGCUACCUUCAGCCGUCCCCCCAAGAAGGAUUUUGUGGAGGUGACAGAGUUGACAGACGUCACAUACACCAGUAACUUAGUCAAGCUGCGGCCGGGCCACAUCAACGUUGUACUUGUGCUAACCAACGCCUCGAAGAAUGCCUUGCUGCGCAAGUUUGCCAAAGAAGUCUUUUCUUUCUCUGGGACUCAUACAAUCCACUUCUCCUUCCUUAACGCUGACAAACACCGCCACUGGAUGCCCCUACUUCUGCGCUCGUGCUCCGACGCGUCACCCUGCGGGGAUUAUUCAGACGAGGACGAGGACUCCUCGGACUACCCUGGCCACGUCUUGGCUUUAAACGGUUACAAGAAAUAUUUUUGCCAUUUCAGACCCGUCUUCACAGGGGACGACCUUAGCGAUGCGUCCUUCUCUUCCGGGAGCAGGAGAAAGUCCCGAUCCAGGUCUCGGUCUAGUUCAGACUCUCGAUCCCGUUCCCAUUCCAGGGAGGACGCGAGAUUCAAGAAGGGCUCGAAUAGAGCCACGAGCAUAGAAGUACACCACAAACUCGAUCGCCUGGGACUUUGGAUGGAAAGGCUGAUGGAGGGCACUCUGCCGAGAUGGCACGUGCCGUCCUGGCCUUCUCUUCAACCUGCUGAAAACAUCUACACGGAGAGCUGA